AUGGUCGUCGGCCAGAUCGCCCAGGCAGCGAUCCUCGGGGCGGCGAACAUCGGCGGAGCCUGGCUGGGUCGCUGCCCCCCUUGCCCGCAGGCGCCGGGGUGCCCAGCGCCUGCACUGAGCUGCCCACCGGUCUCGCUCACCUGCCCGGCGCCCCCGGCGCCGCCGGCGCUGACUUGCCCGCAGGUGACCUGCUCGGCUCCCGCGUGCCCGCCGUGUGAGGCGCCGGCACGCGAGGAGGUGGUGCCGUGCCCCUCGCCGGCCCGCGACGACGCGGGCGCCGACGGCCGCCUGGCCGCUUGCCUGCCGCUGUGGGCCGUGGUGCUGAUCGGCGCGGUGGCCUGGGCCUGCGGGGCUGGCUCGGACAGCAUGUUGGCCGUGGUGUCAUCGUCCGACCUAGUGCCGGGGGACGUGAUUCUAGUCCGCUACGCCGCGGACGAUCUCUGGCAUGAACGAGUGUUGAGCUGGGCGCUGCCCGUCGACAAGAAUGGGGCUGUGCAUUGGGUGGUGGCAACACCCGACGGAGACAUGUAUGUGGAGACGAUCGAGGGGGGAAGCGCCGAGGACAGCCCGGUGGAGUGGAUCCGCCCGGCGGCUGACGGACGCCUCCCUGUUGGCUUCCAGGACGCCGUGUACUCCUUCCAGCGAGGCGAGAUCGACGGGGCCCUCCUAGAGAAGUGCGUGAAGAAGGGUGCCACCAUGGCGUUGAGGGACGCUCGGGAGCAUGGCAUGACCCCUGUCACCAUGACCGUGGCCCGGGCCCCGGGCGGCCGCAGGGUGCCGAUCGAGGAGGUCGUAGGCGCGGGGUUCGUGCAGCCGGCGCUCCGAGACGCUGCGCCUGAGGGCGCGGACACGGGAGGAGCCAUCGUGGCAGGGACUGCUACGCCGAGGACCGGCGUGUGGCGCGUGGUGGAGGAAGGCAACUCGUUGGGCUACGACGUGGGCCGUGAGGUGAAGCCCGUGACGGUGUACAUCGGAUGCAAGGGCGUCUACUCGCCCGACGGCAAGGACCCAGUGUUCGUGGAGUUCAGUGACGAGGACGAGGGCGAUUUCGUCAAGAGGGUGGCCCCGCGACCCCCGCCCAAGGAGACCGCGGCGCAGGAUGCACGCACGCUGGCCAUCAAGUUCAACCCACAGGGCCGCAUGCGAGACUGGCGUGAUGUGGUGGACAGCUGUCAACAGGAGGAGUUCGAGGACUUCCCUGUGAGCGGGCCCCGCAGCAUGAGCUGGUGCCUACACUUCUUACGUCGUCGGCACACCCCCUUGGACCAUCAUCUGAUGUUCCGCAGCACGUGCUCGCUGAAGCCCGAGCAGUGGGGGGUGGCCGAGCACGAGACUUUGCUUCGCAUCAUCGAGCUUGCGGGGCAGUAUGACCAGUUGGAUGUGACGAACCUGGCGUGCAUGGAGGCGGCGGCGCGCAGGGUGCAGACCAUCGAGUGGGCCUACCAUGAUAAGAUCAGGGAGACGGAUGCAGGGUCCACCUCGCGGCAUCCAUCGAGGCGUCGCAUCCUGAGGCGCCAGGCCGUCGCCAGCCUGGCCAACCAAGCGAUCUACACUCUCAACGACUUGGCGGGCAGCGAGCGGGGGUCUUCCGUCUCGCAGCCUGGCGAGGGGCGGGCCCCGCACGGGGCUGUGCAGCGGCGUGUAUAUGCGGCCGCCGCGGCGACGGGCCCGCCGCCAGCUCUCUCGCCCUCGGGAGCCCUGCAGGAGCUCCGGGGGUGCACGGUGUAUGAGGACGUGCAGUCCACCGUGGUGCCCUACGACGAUAUGAAGGCCUCCCUGCCGAUGAGCGGUAAUCGCCCCGUUCCCCUGGCAGAACUUUUUGGGGCCGGUGGUCAAGCUGAAGUCGACGGGUUUCUUGACUCUCAUCUUCUCGAAUCAGAAGCAGCCUCCCACAACCUCAAGGCGGCCCCUCGGGAGACGCACAUGGACGAGGUGCUUCGGAACUCUCCGCACGCGUACCAGCGGCUGGUCAAGAGGCUCGAGAGGGCCGGGAUGAUUGACUACACCGUCCAGCCGCAGGAGUUUUGUUCGCUCUUUUUCGUGAGAAAGAAAAAUGGUAGCCAGCGGUUGGUCGUCGACUGCCGUCGUUCCAAUUGUUGGUUCUCGGCCGCGGACCCCGUCCAGCUCAGCACGGGCGCCGGCCUCGGGAACCUAGAGGUGCCGGACGGGGCGCGGCUGUACGUGGGCCACGUGGAUAUCAAGGAUGCCUUCUACCACUUCGAGCUGCCGGAGCGCGUGCGCAACUUGUUCGCGCUGCCGGCGGUGCCGGCCUGGGUGGCUGGCCUUGCUGAGGUGGGCGGCGUGAGAGUGAGCCCGGGUACUUCGGUGUUCCCGCGGCUUCGAGUGCUUCCCAUGGGAUGGUCGCACGCGCUGUGGGUUUGCCAGACUCUGCACCGCCGUAUCAUCCAGGAUAUCCCAGGCCUCGAGCCAACCUCGUUUCUGCACGACCGAGGGCCAGCGCCUGCGACCACCCCUGCGUGCCACACUGUCUACGCUGAUAAUUUUUUGGCGCUGGGUACCUGCCGAUCGACGGUCGAGCGGCUGGUGCGCCAGGUCGAUGAAGCUCUGCAGUCCCGGGGCCUUCCAACACACGAGGUAGCCACGAGCUCACUGGAGGAGGAGGUUCUUGGGUGGGAGAUCAACGGAAGACUGGGCUUCAUUCGACCUCGACCAGAACGUGCAUGGCGCAUACGUUUAGCGCUGGACGGCUUGCUAGAAACGCAGAAGGUGUCCGCCCGCGACAUCGAGAAAGUGGUGGGACACUGCACCUUCUUAGCCCUCCUCUCUCGGACCUCGCUCUCCAUCUUCCGGUCCGUCUACACCUUCAUCGCUCGUCAUCGUGAUCACGGUACCGUACCGCUCUGGGAGUCUGUUCGCUGGGAACUCGAGGCCUUCAGGAACGUCAUUCCUCUGAUUCGUCGUGAUUUUGGGGCUCCGUGGAGUUCAAAGGUUAUGGCAUCAGACGCUUCCUUCUGGGGCUACGGCGUCGUCUCACGGGACCUCCCUCCGGAUAUUGUUCAACAACUAGGGCGUGUCAGUGAGCGAUGGCGGUUCUCGGGCAAGGCUCAGGUCAGGUCUCGUGAAGGGGUUCUGGGGCCCGACGGGGAGCUCGACACCGGCGACUGGGUGAAGAAGGUGGAGGAGGACAGUCAGGAGAGAGAGGACGCCUUUUCGGAUCUGCCGGAGAUCUUGAAGGAGAGGGGGUGGGCGGUGCUGAUGGGCAAGAAAUGGGAGGCCCCCAUCUCCAACAUCGUUCAGGGAGAGGUGGCCCCCAGGCCGCCCGCGCUGACCUACCCAGUGCAGAGUUCCCCAGUGCUGGUCCGGCGACGGCCGAGGGCGUCCUCGCCGCCGAGUGUGGAAACGAUAGGCUUGUCGCCGAACGUGCUGCCAUGGCGCCCGUUGGGCCGCGUGAUCGGCCGCCUGGGUGCUGGGGCCGCGGGCCAGUUCCCGCGCGACCUGAGCGACUGGAUGAACGAGCAAUACAUGGAGGGCUACGACCACUGGCGCGGGUCGAACAUGAUGGCGGCAGUCGCCUGCGCAGACCCUCGCCCAAGCCGCGGGGGAGGACACGGGCCUCCCCUCUCGCGGCAGGCGCUGAAGGGCUGGCGACUCCUGGCGCCCGCCUCCAGCCGCCUGCCGCUGCCGGUCCAAGUAAUGUUUGCCAUCCUGAUGCAGCUGCUAGUGAUGGACGACUGGGGCAUGGCCGUGUACACCAGCAUGACGGGGGAGAUCGACAAGUCGCUGCUGCUAAACCUAGAGGAGGACCAGUGGUCGGUGCCGCUCUGCCAGCGUCUCGUGCUGGGCCGCGACCCGCAGGAGCUCCUGUUCGCCUUCAGUCAGGCCGAGUUCACGCGGAGCUUCGAGACGGCCGGCGCAAAGCGGCUGCUGCAGCGCCCUCUGCCGCCCUACAUCCCGCGGCACGUGGGCGCCGGCCGCGACUUCGCCGAGCAGCGCAAGACGCUGGUCGGGGCGAAGCGCCAGGGGCGGUGGCACACAGUCGCCGGCGUCGGGCACUACGAGUUGAAGGGCAGAGUGGGCAACGAGUCCGCCAAACUGCCGCUCCGCAUCCAGUACCAGGUACGCUGGUGCCACAAGUACCUCCCCGCGGCGCUCUCCGGAUCGCUGCAGCCACGCGGGUGCCGCGCCCUCUGA
Molecule: messenger RNA, 4152 nt
Organism: Prorocentrum cordatum
Lineage: Eukaryota; Dinophyceae; Prorocentrales; Prorocentraceae
Source: the annotation of a GenBank genome assembly